UUCCGUCGUUCGUGAUCGUUCGUCCAAAGUUUGUCUGCUGUCAUCCGCGGUCAUAUGAUCCAUAUGAUUGAUCGCCACGCCAGCAUUGGCUUGCAUUUUUCUAUUUUUUUCGUGUGCUAUGUAGAUAGCAUUCAGUGUUCCAUCAUUUAAGAAAUACGCAUUUGAAUUUCAAUUGUCAUCAAGAAUGGGUAAUAGGUCGAGUCUUCUUUUGCGCGAAGAUGAAAUAGCACAGAUACAGAAUGCCACUGGUUUUACACCAAAUCAAAUCGAACGUUUGUACAGCCGCUUCACAAGUCUCGAUCGUGGAGAUUGUGGGACACUUAGUCGAGAAGAUUUUCUUAGAAUCCCAGAGUUGGCGAUAAAUCCUCUUGGUGAAAGAAUAGUAAACGCUUUCUUUGAAGAAAGUGGAAACGACAGAGUCAAUUUCUUGCAGUUCAUGCAGGUCCUGGCUCAUUUUAGACCUAUCAAGAAGAAUAGUCCUAAUCGGUUGAAUUCUAGACAACAAAAGUUGAGAUUUGCAUUUAAAAUGUAUGAUUUGGAUAAUGAUGAUCUGAUAUCGAAAGAUGAACUACUCGCUAUUUUGCACAUGAUGGUUGGUGCAAACAUCAGUGAAGAGCAGCUAACCAGUAUUGCAGAACGGACCAUAGUCGAGGCUGAUGAAAAUGGUGAUGGUAUGAUAUCGUUUGAAGAAUUUUGUAAGGCACUAGAACGUACAGAUGUUGAGCAGAAAAUGUCCAUAAGAUUUCUUAGUUAAAUUGAUAUUAUGUAAAUUAAUGGUAGAAUUUAUAAGGUGUUAAACAAUUGUGUUAAUUUUUAUAAUUCCAAGAUUGUGCAAUAUACAAACAUCCAUAUGUAAGUAAUCAUAUAUAGUUGGUAACCAAUGGAAUAUAUUUGCGAUUGAGAUUGUAAGAUUUAUAUAAAAUAUGUAUAAUAUAUAAAGCUUGGAUUUUUAUUGCAAGAAUUGUAGAGAAUUGUAAAAAUGAGUACGUUGUACAUUAUAUAUAUAUAUAUAUAUAUAUAUAUAUAUAUAUAUAUAUAUAUAUGUAUACAUACAUAAUAUACAUAUAUAUAAACCUACAAAUUAAAAAAUGUACAAAUCAAAGGGAUAAAAAUUGAUUCUAAUUUUGGGUCAAUUAAUCUUGUAUGUACAAAAAUAUGAAAAAAAAAUGUAUUUUAGGGGAAUUAAAAGUAAAUAAAAAAGUAUUGAAAAAUA
Solenopsis invicta (red fire ant) is the source of this 1213-nucleotide messenger RNA. It is a transcript of the gene elm, whose product is annotated as calcineurin B homologous protein 1. The coding region runs from base 185 to 754 and encodes 189 amino acids. Gene Ontology annotation, molecular function: calcium ion binding. The record is from RefSeq and is a predicted model, not a curated record. NCBI's taxonomy places the organism in Eukaryota, Metazoa, Arthropoda, Insecta, Hymenoptera, Formicidae. The transcript is spliced from 4 exons.